This is a messenger RNA of Odontomachus brunneus, 4122 nucleotides long. It is a transcript of the gene dos, whose product is annotated as GRB2-associated-binding protein 1. The transcript is spliced from 7 exons. NCBI's taxonomy places the organism in Eukaryota, Metazoa, Arthropoda, Insecta, Hymenoptera, Formicidae. The record is from RefSeq and is a predicted model, not a curated record. The coding region runs from base 185 to 2182 and encodes 665 amino acids.
GCGGGCUGGCCUCUCCGUGUGACGGUAUUUGUGUCGUCGUUCUGCUGCUGUGUCGCUACCGUCGUAACAGCGCACGUAAGACAGAAAGAGAGAAAGAGAGAAGAAAGAAAGAGAGAGAGAGAGAGAGGUGCGACAGAGGAAAAGAGAGAGAAAGAGAGAGAAAGAGCGACACUAGUGUGUGUACAUGAGACAGUUGUUCGCUCUUGCGUUCUCUGUGUGUCGUCGGCCAAAAAUAGACAAAUGCACGACGAGCGCGCGUCGUCGUCGUGGUCGUCGUCGUCGUCGGUGGUUCCUCGUAUUUCCAUCUCCUUCUGUUCGUCGACGACGAUGCUCGUCGACUGUUGAGAGGAGUGAGACCGCAGCGACGAGAUCAGCGAUCUCCGGGGAGAUGGAGGUGCUCAAGACGUCUCAGGAGAUCGUCCACGAAGGAUGGCUCAUCAAAUCGCCGCCCACGAAACUCUGGAGAGCGCGAUGGAGGAAACGCUGGUUUGCCCUUCGUCAUAGCGGUGAGCUACCUGGCCAAUACUUCUUGGAAUAUUACACGGAUAAACGUUGUCGCAAACUCAAGGGUCGUAUCGACUUGGAUCAGUGCGAGCAGGUGGAUGCAGGUCUUCGUUUUGAGAAUCGUAAACAGAAAUACCAGUAUAUGUUCAAUGUUAAGACACCCAAGCGGAUCUAUUAUUUAGUGGCUGAGAAUGAAGCUGAUAUGAACAAGUGGGUGGAUGCUGUGUGCCAAGUUUGUGGUCUGAAAGCGUAUACUCAGGAUGAGGAACAACAAAUGUUUCAGUACGAGUCCCAAGAGUCGCCACCAACUUCACCUACUAGCACGAUCUCUGGUCCAUACAUUCCCAUUAGCGAGUGCAUUUCUGGUCGUCGUCUUAAUGACACCAGCUCGUUGAGCUCAGCCCUUGGCCAAGGACCUGAACAUUACGAUGCGCCGAGAAGAUUAGCACCCUCGCCGCCUCGGUCACCAACGACGACAGAUGCCGAGAGCGUGUUCACCGAUGACGAGUGGACAACGCCUGUGCCCAGUGUGAAUUGGGAUACGUUUCCUUCGACGGGUGAUUCACGGCCACCUCAUGGUUCGAGUGACGCCGAGAUCGGUUCAUGGAGCGUGAAGAAACGCUUUGGCAAAUUGAAGAUCGUCGACUCUGCGGUGCCGUCGGCCACAGAGAAGUUGUCGGCUCCACCUAGACCACCAAAACCACCUCAUAUGUUAUCGGAGAAUCCGGGUCACAAUUAUUUGAACUUGGACGGCGCCAUCGAGAGCUCGAAACCGACCACUCCGGCGACGCCGGCGCCGAUCACGCCAGUCGCGACUGCUACCGCCGCUGUGACCGACGAGUCGUACGAUUUUCCCAGAUCUCAUCAACCGGCGCAACCAACAGCCAGUGUCGAGAACACAGCGGCCGAUCAGUCGUCGAAGCACUUCUAUUCGAACGCCGCGCCGAGCACCGUCGACGAUAAUGCGCAAGUGUUCCGUUACGAUUUCCACGAGGAUGAGCCGCCGAGUCCGCGCUCCGAGAGUUCCACCACUGCGACUUACUCGAAUCUACCGAGCCCGCUCGUGCGAGACGGCACGAGCAGCGUACCGACGACCACGGCGCCGCUACCACCGGUAGUCUACCGAGACCUGAAGCCGGGUAGGAAGACCAGCGACUCGAUGUCCAUCGUCAGCAACGAGCCGUCACCGAGUCCUACGAUAGCGGCGGCCGAGGUAAGCUCCACCGAGCAUUCACCAGCCGAACCGCCGAGUAUCAAUAGGAAGUUGAAGCCACCGUUAAAUAAAUCGCCGGUGGAAGGACCUUUGCAAUUAGCUUCUCCUCCUGGCAAAGGAAGGAUGAGAGCGGCGCCCAGCCCGACGCCCCCGUCGCACGUACAUACGACACGUCAUCAAUCGACAUCAGACGAAGACAACAAUGCCUUCGACGAUAAAGAGGAGAUAUACUAUUAUCAUGACCACGACACGUUCAUUCCCGCGUCCAAUCGGCGCUUGGUUGUGCUGCAAUAUCUGGAUCUCGACUUGGAGGCGACCGAGAGUUUCAGCUCGUCGACGUUACCAUUGGCGCAGUCGCCGCCGAACACGACAGUGUACAAAACCGUAGAUUUCGUGAAGACCGAGGCUUUCAAUCGUACUCGACAGCGAGUCGAGGAGGAGAGGAAGCAAUGCACGGAUGGUUAGCGUAAGAUCGUUUUAUUAUUCAUUCACUGGAUGAAUCAUGCGGAAAUCGAAUAGAUUAAGGUUCAUGUAACGAACUACCUGUAACGAAGAGACAGAAAGAAGAUCAUGGAACUUGCUUCCUUGUAUUUAAGCAUUAUAACGCGUAUGCAGAACAAUACUGCGACGGUGCAGUAUACCUCCCGUACGAAAGACUGCGAUGUCAACGCAGUACUUACCGCAAGACGGCAUCCAGUGCUUUUAAGAAAGCAAAGAGUAUCUUAUGAUUUAUAUAGUAGCAGCGGUUCGCUUCAUAAAUUGGCUAUGCUGUUAGGAGAAAGAUCGGUUCUCGAAGCGUUGUGUAGCAAUAUAAAAUGGACCAAAAAUCUAAUGUUAUUAGGUAAAGAAGAGAGCGACGGCUGCGAUGAGCGAGGGAGAACGCCUUUGCGUCGAUCGCCGUUUUCGAGAGAAAUCCCUUGACUCGGGACUUCUUCGAUUAGAUUAAGUAUUAUACAAGUCGUAAAGAUUCUUAUAUUUGGGUACAAUCAAUGGUUUUACGUUAAUUUUAAUGUAGGUUUAACGCGAAAGGCACUUUUAUCGUCGACCGUGCAACGAAUGCUUAAUUAGCGGAUCUAAUUCACGAAAUCUUAUUUGCGAAAAUUCAGCGAAUUUCGUUGAUUAAAUCCGCUUAUAUUAAGGACUUCCUAUUUUUUAGUAUACUAGGUAAAUGAUAUAUGAUAUUUUUUUAUCGUGUCGCACGCCAAACGCAAUCAAUUUCGCCAAGGCAAUCGAAGGAAUGUUUUUACAAGGAAUCGUCGCAGCUGUGUGUGUGUGACGUCAACGAGAAAAUGUACUGACAGAAUAUGUCGGAUUUCGAUACACGUUGCGUAGAGUCUGUCGACGAGGGGACUAGUCUACUAUUUUGACUUCGAAUAUUACAUGCCUUGGUUAUAUUUUUUUACACAAGGAUAAUUUUUUACAAUCUUAUCAACAUUUUAGAUUCAUGUUUUACACUUGUUUUCGUGAAUCGGUACGAAUUUUAGUUACUACUUAGCACUUUGCGAUGCACACAUUCUCGCAACUGUUCUCUAGUAACAUUAUUAGCGUCAACAGGAAAAUUGGAGUGUGCAUCCAGGAAAAUUGAGAUGUGCAUCCCAGUUGGCCUAUGACUAUUUUUAAUUGUUAUAACGUGCAUGCCAUAAAUGUAUAUGUGUACAUUGUACGCACACGUAUCAACACAUACGCACGCACGCGCGUACACGAACAACGCGAUUUUAUUUUUGUAUAAUGACGAUAUUGUAAUUUUAAAGCAAAUUGUUACAUCAUUGUGAAUUAAUCGUGAAUUAAUCGGAACGAUAAUAUUAUAUAGUUCGCGAUCGUGGUCUCCUCAAGAGAUAUUCUUCGUAGUUUGAAAUUACGAUACGUGUAAAGCUGUUUUAAUGUUGCAGAUUGAGUUCGUAGCAAUGCGCAAACGCGGGGAGUGACAAUUUGUCAAAUCUUCCAGAUCCGGAGUGAUUGUGAUGUCGAGCUAAGUGUAAUAGUUGCUACGGAUUCAUUCGUACAUUCUUUGCGUUUUACGUAUGUGAUCAUCAGGCUUGUGAAGUUAAUAGACGUCGAAAAUUUUGCAAUAUAUUACUCGUACGAGUUGGAUAUCGUGUUCUCCAGAUCGCUCAAGCGCGUCGGUCAUCGCCCUACAGUUAUACUUUAUAUGUCGACAUUGAAUGUUAUCAGAUUCUGUUUUUCAUCGAGAAGGGAAGAUACGCGUUGGAAUCGAUGCGACAUUGCACAAAAACAUAUCCUGUAACAUCUCAUAUCGACCAAAUAUUUGUCACGUGUAGUACGAAUUGUAUAUCCCACCAAUUGUACGGUAGAUUUAAAUAGAUUGGUUUAUUCCUUUCGUUUAUACAUCGAAUGGCGCAUCACGCGUGUACAUUGCAUAUCAUUAAAACGAGUAUAAGCACAAA